Messenger RNA from Puccinia triticina, 249 nucleotides. RefSeq lists its product as uncharacterized. The transcript has a single exon. The coding region runs from base 1 to 249 and encodes 82 amino acids. Lineage: Eukaryota; Fungi; Basidiomycota; Pucciniomycetes; Pucciniales; Pucciniaceae. The record is from RefSeq and is a predicted model, not a curated record.
AUGACCCCCCACAUCACCUGCUACCGCGGUCCUGAUACAGACGAGCGUUGCCCCACCAAGCGCCACAACGCCAUCACCCUCCAAUCGCCACGGGCCCCCGCCGCCGUUACCGUUCAGACGACCGCGGCCUCACCUACCGCCAUGACGAUCCCACCGUCACCCACUGUUAUGAAUUUUAAACGCCAUCGCCACCCCCCAAGCCCCACAACCUGCCGCCCAACGUCCAUAUUUCCUCAUCCCAACGCCUAG